UCUACGUAAGUACCUACUUCAAAAUAAUUUGAUAGGACGCCGGCGAACCGUUGUACACUACCCAGUAGGAGCCUACAUUAAACAACUGAACAGUGAAGAGAACUCUUUAUCUAACUGAUAGGUUGGUUUAAAGAUAUUCAAUCGGUUUCUUGUGCCGUGAUGCCGGUCCAACACAUGAAGCUUUUGGCUUUUGAUAAAAUGACCGUGGACACCAGCCUUGCAAAGGACUAUUUACAAAAAUAUAAGGUCUUUCUACCACUGGGAAUAGAGGCGGAGGAAACUGACAUUGUACAUGAUAGCUAUGGGUCAAAAAUAACAACCGUUGAAAGGAUUUCCGUAAGGAUUAUAACAAGCGAAAAAAUCCUUCAUCAGGAUGAAAUAAAGCCCUGUUUACAAAAUGUGGCAAAGAAAGUAAAGGAAAACUCUGACUUGUUUGCUCAGCUCGAGUAUCUCAUACGGAAAACAAACGUGGAAGAUGUAAAAACUUUCGAUGUGAUGUUAAUCGCGAAAAGAUUUGAAUAUUACGCCUCUUUAAAACCUUUUGAUCUUGAUUUAGAGGAAAAUAGAAUCCGAGUUUCAGUCCCCAUCCCUUCCCGUUGCUGCUUGGCUAGACUGGGUUUAGUCGCGUACUGUUUGCAUGCGGGAGAGACUGUCCAGCUUGUCUGUGCGCCAGACACGGCCGUGGUGGGCCACCUCUUCACUGAACUAUGUUACGAAGCCGGAUUAACUACAGAUCAUAUUCAAUAUUACGCAGAACCAAAGGGACCGGAUCUAAAGAAUCUUAAUUAUGGCGUUGAAGAAAACAAUUAUUUACCCGGCAUGGUGGCGGGCGCCGUGGCGGUGCUGACGGAGCAGGGCGACGCCGAGUCCGCCGCCAGCUGCCUGGCCGGCGCCACCGUCAACCCGAUAUACCCGUGGCGUCUCCGGCGCGUGUUGGUGCAGGAGGCGGCGCUGGCGGGGCUGCGGCGCGCGCUGGCGCGGCGGGCGGGCGCGCCCCCGGCCCCCGGCCCCUACUGCCUGCCGCGCAGCACCUUCCUGCUGGACCCCGCGGCCGACGAGCCCCGCCUGCCGCCCCACCUCGUCUUAGUAUCCACGUACAGGACCACCAAGGAACUCCUCGCCCUGCUCGACGAGUACCGCCCGAUCUACCUGUCUCUGUGGUGCAACGAUUCGUCCACGCGAGACGAGAUAGCGUUCGCGACGUCGGCGCAGAACGUGUGGGUCAACGACUAUGGCGUGUUUGAGGGCCCGGCCGAGGUGGGACGAAGCUUCUUUUUAGGGUUCGACCUUGCUAGGGAGAGCAAUCGGAUGCUCUACCUCUCCGGAAAGCUCGGCUGGCUCCGUGCUAAUCCGACUGACGAAGACCUGAAGCUGCUAUUACAGUUAAAAGCGGGGUGGGACAAGCUGGACCUAGAGCAGCGUCGCGCUGCGAUGCUCGCAGCUCUGGAUCGACACGAACCGGGGCCUGCAGCGGGUGACAUCGAGAAGCGCGGUCGCCUCCGUGAAGUAUUGUCGGACUGGGAGCCGGAGACGUUCGCUAAAGUAGACAAGCAUACUCUGUGUGUAGGGACCACUGAGAAAGGCUGCGUAGUAUCAUUUUAUACUUCUUGUACUUAUUGUGUACCAAUGAAUGCAUUUAAAUCGGUUUUAAGUGGUAAUGUCAUUAUUAUACCGUACGCAAACGACGCAAUCUGUAAAGAUUUAUUAGGACAUUUCCAUGACAGUGGUGUCCCUGUUGUAGUAUCGUCGUCGCUUGCUGGCGUCGCGGAUUACGGGAUAAAUACAUAUUUUGAUAGGAAUGGAUACACAUUAUUUCGUAAGAAAUUUAUCUGGUCAAAGUUUGGAGAAACUUAUGCCAAUUAAAAAUAUUAAGUACUUGUAACUUUCAUGGUUGGGUCCUAACUAGGUCAAUUAAGUUAACCUUAAAAUCCUACACAGACUUGGAUAGAUGAGAAUUCACUUGGUACAGGACAACAACCUCAAAAUACGAUUAUCAUUAAACUCUACAUUAUAAUAAUAUAAUAUUAAAGUUACUUACAACAAAAUAAAGUUGCUUGUUUUAACCAUGUUUGUAAGUGUAAGCAGUUUUUACCAUGGAAGUAAUAAGUACUUUAUUGUACGAAGUACCUAUUACUUCCAUGGUUUUUAAAUUUAAUGUUAAAAAAAUGUUACGAGUUGGCUUCAGUAAAUAAUACAAUACCUAGUUCAUAAUGGGAGAUUUUCAAUCAUAGACAAACAACCAUAGAUUAUAGAUGACUUCAUAGUCUUCAUACAUGCUUCAUACUCAACUCCUUUUUUUUAAGCCGGCAUCUCAUCAUCAUCAGAUGCCGGCUAAAAAAAAAUGCAGUGCUGUUGAGUACAAGGACUUUGUAUUAUAAUAUAUAUAUAUAUAUACAAAGUCGUUGGUUGAGUAUGAAGUCAUCUAUAAUCUAUGGUUGUUUGUCAUUGGUAGGUAGAUUAGUGAAUCAUACGCAGAAUGUUUUAUUUUAUUUGAUUUAAUUAAACUGUUGCCUACACUAGCAUUGAAGAUAAGUUAUUUUCUUUAUAAUAAGCCGAUAUGUUUUGUUAAAUGCUUAUAUGCCAAUUUUAUAUUAAAUAUAUUUUUUA
Messenger RNA from Plutella xylostella (diamondback moth), 2607 nucleotides. RefSeq lists its product as uncharacterized. The record is from RefSeq and is a predicted model, not a curated record. NCBI's taxonomy places the organism in Eukaryota, Metazoa, Arthropoda, Insecta, Lepidoptera, Plutellidae. Gene Ontology annotation, molecular function: oxidoreductase activity.